AUGUGGCCUUUGUCGCCUUCGACAGUUUCAACUGAUGUCAACUUGACUAACAAAGUGAAGACGUUAUGGUCAUCAAUUCGAAAAUCAAGUGUGAGAGAUAUAGAUGACGAUGAAAACUUAGUGGAGUCCAAGCGUCAUCGUCGAGAGAAGUCGUGGUACGCGCAUAUGAUACUUAUUCACUUGUCCGAGUUUGGGGCUGAAGCAGCACGUGGUCUGGUUUUACCGACACUAUAUACGUACGUCCAGGAACUUGGUGGCGGGUUAAAGGAUAUUAGUCUACUCAUUGCUCUCUUCAGUCUCGGCAAGUUCUUUUCGUCCUUGUUACUUGGCUGGCUGUGUGACCGCUCGUCGUUUCAAGUGCUUUACAAUAUCGCAGGAAGCUGUGCCGUAUUGGGCAAUUUGAUGUACGUGCUGCCAUACAGUCCUUCAGUGCACAGCAGGAUGUUGCUCGCACUCAGUCGGUUUGUUAUUGGCUUUGGAGCUGGCAAUCGAAGUGUCUGUCGAGCCAAUAUCGCAAUGCUCACGCGUGUCGAUCAAAGAUUGCAGUACUUUACUAUCUUCGCCACGGUUGUUUACCUCGCGUAUGCAUUGACACCAGGCUUUACAGUUUUAGUGGGAGAUACACAGCUCCAAGUUGCAGGUGGUCUGCUGCACUUUAACCGAUUUACCGCCCCAGGUUUCUUGCUUGUAGUGUUCAACUUGUUCACGAUCGGUUUUAACAAUCUCAUCUACGAUGAUUCGAUUUCACGCGAUGACGCUCCAGAAUCUCCAAAGGUUAUUGUAGCUGCUAUGGUUCCAUCACCCCAGAGCACUGAUCCGAGUAUGAAGAAAAUUUCAAUUGCUGUUAAUGAUUCUGACAUCGAUAACAGCAAAGCUGCCGGAAAGAUGACCAUACAAGUUCUCCAAAGAGAGGCUGCGCCACCUAUUUUGUCCGAUGGAGCGGUGACUGUGGGCAUACUCGUGUUUGUUUUCUUAAAUCUUAACGUGCGCGGGAUCCUCUCCAUCUUCGAGACUGUAAAUGUGCCGCUGUUUUUCGAGAUGACGAAUCGAAGUACCAUCAAGGAGCAGGAUUCAGUCGAGGCGACACAGGAAGCAUCUGCCUUCUAUCUCGUCGUUGGACUAUUUGGAUUAAUUUCCUACGGUUCGGUGCAGGCAUUGCACAAGCGAAUCUCCGACAUAGGCUGUCUACUCUUCGGCUUUGCCAUGCUGCUCGUCGGUAACGCAAUUCUGCUGACAUUGUGUACAGACAUGCCUGUGAACAAAGAACAAGGUGAAGAUAUCAUCAAGAACCAUUUGCAGCAGCAAUUUAACGUUUUUGUGGCUGCUGAGGUGUUUGUCUGGAGCGUUGGUUGUCCACUUACAUCUGCUGUCGUCGUGUCGGCAUUCUCAAAGGUGCUUGGGUCACGACCACAAGGUCUACUUAUGGGCAUAUUUGGCGCCUCAGCGUCGGUGGCUCGUAUCGUAUUGCCAUUUUUGCCAAGUCUGCUGGUGUCUUGGCCUUUGCUUUUCCUCGUCAAUUUGGUACUGUGUGCGAUCUGCAUUCUUGUGCUAACGUUGUAUCUUGGCUUUAUCUCUAGCCAAGGUAACCAGGUCAAUGAUCAAUCUCGAGUGACCUACGAAAGCGUCCAGCUUUACUCGGACGGCCAAGAGCCCAUCCGUCUAGCAGCUUGA
Molecule: messenger RNA, 1671 nt
Organism: Peronospora farinosa
Lineage: Eukaryota; Oomycota; Peronosporomycetes; Peronosporales; Peronosporaceae
Source: the annotation of a GenBank genome assembly